This is a messenger RNA of Eruca vesicaria subsp. sativa (arugula), 294 nucleotides long. NCBI's taxonomy places the organism in Eukaryota, Viridiplantae, Streptophyta, Magnoliopsida, Brassicales, Brassicaceae. The record is from the annotation of a GenBank genome assembly.
AUGUUUUAUAUCUUUGCUCUGUUGCUUAUCGCUGAAUCUGAAAUCAUGACUGGGACAGAUGCUAUAGAAGAAUCUAAAAGGGAUGAGAACUUGGAUCCGGCCAACCCAACCCCGGUUCCUGCACAGUACUCUUCGUCCGCCUCUACCCUGGUGUCUCAGGCGUCUUCUAAAGCUGCAUCGGAGCUAAGCAGGCUUUGUACCAAACAAAUGAUCUGCUUCUUAUACGCCAAGGCUGCCUUGCUUCAAGCGGGGCGUCAAUACCCUGACAACAACAUCAGGGAGUACACAAAGUAA